AUGCAGAUGCUUGCCCCUCCUACUGUCAGCACAUCCACCACCUUCACUGAACUGGACACCCUGGAGGUCCCUCCCCUCACACCGACCAGUAAGGAGGUCCUCAGCCAGGCGGUGAAGGCCAGUUUCGCUGGAUUUGCCCAGGAGAGAAUCACCCAUCACUUCCCUCAGGAUCCUACCUUGUGGUCUGAGUGGGAGGUGAACUACUGGCUGGACUGGUGCCAGGCUGAGUUUGGUCUCCACUGCUUGGGUUCAGACCUGAGAGGCCUGCAGGGGAGUGAGCUGUGUAGCCUGGAAAAGGAGGCUUUCCUGGGCCUCAUGUCCGACUUCACUGCAGGAGAGAUCCUGUGGGAGCAUCUGGAGACCAUGAGGAGAGAGAAUGAAUAUGACUGCAGUUCUUCAUUACCCACAUGCACCAUACCAUCUUACUGCCAGCUUCAGAUCAGCAAAGAGGCAGACUCAGAGGUGGAGAUUGUUCACAGUGACGACUCAGACAUCGUGGGCUCUCUAUCGUGGGCUACUCCACUGCACGAUUUAGAGCCAGUGACUGAAGAGACCAUGUCUGAAGAUGUCUUCACUUUACCACACCCACACAGGAGCUUCAAAGAAUAUGUAGGCAACAAAACCGACCUGGGCGGAGUCGUGAUACCAGCAGCUAUCCUUGCUGGUUAUACUGGAAGUGGACCCAUUCAGCUGUGGCAGUUUCUGCUGGAGCUUCUCACAGAUCGCAGCUGUCAGUCAUGUAUAAGCUGGACGGGAGAUGGGUGGGAGUUCAAGCUGACGGACCCUGAUGAGGUGGCCCUGCUGUGGGGCCAGAGGAAGAACAAACCCAAGAUGAACUAUGAGAAGCUGAGUCGCGGUCUACGAUACUACUAUGACAAGAAUAUCAUCCGCAAGACGGCCGGCAAACGCUACGUCUAUCGCUUUGUCUGCAACCUGCAAGGCCUGCUGGGAUAUGAACCUGGGGAGUUGCACGCCAUGUUGGACAUCAGAAACAAGAAUGACUAA
Molecule: messenger RNA, 1005 nt
Organism: Epinephelus moara (kelp grouper)
Lineage: Eukaryota; Metazoa; Chordata; Actinopteri; Perciformes; Serranidae
Product: protein c-ets-2-B-like
Exons: 7
Coding region: 1-1005 (334 amino acids)
Biological process (GO): cell differentiation; regulation of transcription by RNA polymerase II
Cellular component (GO): nucleus
Molecular function (GO): DNA-binding transcription factor activity, RNA polymerase II-specific; sequence-specific DNA binding
Source: RefSeq, a predicted model, not a curated record